ACCAAGAGAGAAUGUGAGUGAGAGAGAGAGAGAGAGAGAGAGAGGGAGAGAGAUGGAAUGGAGAGAAGAAGAUGUGAGGGUGGGAGCGAGCAGGUACGGCGAGCUGCAGCCCAUUGGGACGGCGGCGCAGAGCAUCAAGGACUACGCAGAACCACCACCGGCGCCGCUGCUGGAGGCCGGAGAGCUGUCUUCGUGGUCCUUCUACAGGGCCGGCAUCGCUGAGUUUGUGGCUAGUUUCUUGUUCCUUUACAUCACCAUCCUCACGGUGAUGGGCGUCGCGAGGUCCCCCAACAAGUGCUCCAGCGUUGGCGUUCAGGGCAUUGCUUGGGCUUUCGGUGGCAUGAUCUUUGCCCUUGUCUAUUCCACCGCUGGCAUUUCAGGUGGUCACAUCAACCCAGCAGUGACGUUUGGGCUACUUCUAGCAAGGAAGGUGUCACUAACCAGGGCAGCGUUCUACAUGAUGAUGCAAUGCCUUGGAGCCAUAUGUGGAGCAGGCAUGGUGAAGGGCUUCCAGAAAAGCCAGUUUGAGAUGCUUGGCGGCGGCGCCAACACCGUCAGCUCCGGCUACACCAAGGGUGACGGCCUUGGUGCUGAAAUCAUGGCCACUUUUCUUCUUGUUUACACUGUCUUCUCAGCCACUGACGCCAAGAGAAAUGCAAGAGACUCCCAUGUCCCUAUAUUAGCACCACUGCCAAUUGGGUUUGCUGUGUUCUUAGCACACUUGGCAACCAUUCCAAUUACUGGGACGGGUAUUAAUCCAGCAAGGAGCCUUGGAGCAGCCAUCGUUUUCAACAGAGACCAAGCUUGGGAUCACCAUUGGAUAUUCUGGGUUGGUCCCUUCAUUGGGGCAGCACUUGCAGCAGUGUACCAUCUGAUGAUAAUAAGGGCAAUGCCAUUCAAAUCCAGAUCAUGAAUUCAAUUAAUCUUCAAAUUAAUGUAUGACUAGUGCUGGUGGUUUAUAUUGAUAAUAUUUAACCAUCCAGCCUAAUAUAUAUGGAAAUAAAUGCCUCUAUUAUCUUUCUUUUUCUCUCUUCUCAUCAUCUUCUUCUUCUUCUACAUGUAAUGAGGCAAAGAAAACAAAAUUAUAUUGGUAUCCUGAAUAAGUUACUAAUAUUUAUAUUCCUGUUGAUCCAAUUAAUUAUGGACAUAGGGUACCUUCCAGCUUCCACUUCUUUUU
Diospyros lotus (date-plum) is the source of this 1177-nucleotide messenger RNA. RefSeq names its product aquaporin PIP1-2-like. The record is from RefSeq and is a predicted model, not a curated record. Gene Ontology annotation, biological process: response to water deprivation; transmembrane transport. The coding region runs from base 53 to 913 and encodes 286 amino acids. NCBI's taxonomy places the organism in Eukaryota, Viridiplantae, Streptophyta, Magnoliopsida, Ericales, Ebenaceae. Gene Ontology annotation, cellular component: plasmodesma; vacuole; plasma membrane. The transcript is spliced from 4 exons. Gene Ontology annotation, molecular function: water channel activity.